Mustela erminea (ermine) is the source of this 1532-nucleotide messenger RNA. RefSeq names its product transmembrane protein 101 (gene TMEM101). NCBI's taxonomy places the organism in Eukaryota, Metazoa, Chordata, Mammalia, Carnivora, Mustelidae. Gene Ontology annotation, biological process: positive regulation of canonical NF-kappaB signal transduction. The transcript has 4 exons. Bases 53 to 826 code for a protein of 257 amino acids. The record is from RefSeq and is a predicted model, not a curated record.
GCGCCAGCCUCCCCGUCGGGGGUGACGCCGCAGCGGACUGCCCUUUCCCAAGAUGGCGUCGAAGAUGGGUUCGCGACGGUGGAUGCUGCAGCUGAUCAUGCAGCUGGGUUCGGUGUUGCUCACACGCUGCCCAUUCUGGGGAUGCUUCAGCCAGCUCAUGCUGUACGCUGAGAGGGCCGAGGCGCGCCGGAAGCCCGACAUCCCAGUGCCCUACUUGUACUUCGACUUGGGGGCGGCCGUGCUGUGCGCCAGCUUCAUGUCCUUUGGAGUGAAGCGGCGCUGGUUCGCGCUGGGGGCCGCCCUCCAGCUGGCCAUUAGCACCUACGCCGCCUACAUCGGGGGCUACGUCCACUACGGGGACUGGUUGAAGGUCCGGAUGUACUCGCGCACAGUUGCUAUCAUCGGCGGCUUUCUUGUGUUGGCCAGCGGCGCUGGGGAGCUGUACCGCCGGAAGCCCCGCAGCCGCUCCCUCCAGUCCACCGGCCAGGUGUUCCUGGGCAUCUACCUCAUCUGCGUGGCCUACUCACUGCAGCACAGCAAGGAGGACCGGCUGGCCUAUCUGAACCAUCUCCCGGGAGGGGAGCUGAUGAUCCAGCUCUUCUUCGUGCUGUACGGCGUCCUGGCCCUGGCCUUCCUGUCGGGCUACUACGUGACCCUGGCUGCCCAGAUCCUGGCCAUUCUGCUGCCCCCAGUCAUGCUGCUCAUUGAUGGCAAUGUCGCCUACUGGCACAACACACGGCGCGUUGAGUUCUGGAACCAGAUGAAGCUCCUUGGAGAGAGUGUGGGCAUCUUUGGGGCUGCCGUCAUCCUGGCCACCGAUGGCUGAGUGGCACAGGGAGAGGCCGAGAUGGGCGCAGCAAGCCACCGAGGGCCACCCGCCUUCCUGCUUGCUGGCCCCGUUGUUUCCUUCUGCUUUCCACUCUGUUGGUUUGGUUCUUUGCUGUGUGUGUAUGUGUUGGUAAGAGGCAAGUCUCUUCCCUGGUACCUGGGCUCGGCCCUGGGUGGGUGGGAGCCCCGCUCACGAUGCCUUACAGGGCUUUUUCCUGUUCGGUGGUGGGAGACCUGAGGCCAGCUGCUCCCUGGGUCUCCUGUCUCAGAGAAGGGAGUAAGGCAGGGCUUGGGUGGGGCUACUGAGAAUGGAAGACAGAGGAAGACCAUGAACCAGAAGUGAGCAGAUGUGAAAAAUUCCUAUUUGAACCUGGCCAAGUGCAGCUAGGCUCUACAGUGCUUUCUGGAGACAGACUGAGACUGAGACUGUGUGUGUUGACACGUGGUCGGGGCUGGGAGGAGCCAGGGGCCAGGUGCCAAGGAGUGAGUUCUCAGGGUGUACUGGAGGCAGAAACAGCACUUGCUGUUGCCCCACCUUGAAAGCAGAGCAGGCCCCUGUCCGGGGUGUGCGGGGGUAGGGCAGGCGGUGGCUAGCUUCCUGCCUCCUGCCUGCUGUUUCCAGCUCUAUGGUUGGCCUGGUUGGGGUGAGUGCCCUCCCAAAGACCAGACCACACAGUCCUCCAAAAAUAAACAUUUUAUAUAGA